GAGUGGAGUGUUUUUGGAGUGUGUUGUCAGAGUGGAGUGUUGGAGUGUGUUGUCAGAGUGAGUGUUGGAGUGUGUUGUCAGAGUAAGUGUUGGAGUGUGUUGUCAGAGAAAGUGUUUUUGGAGUGUGUUGUCAGAGUGGAGUGUUUUUGGAGUGUGUUGUCAGAGUGGAGUGUUUUUGGAGUGUGUUGUCAGAGUGAGUGUUGGAGUGUGUUGUCAGAGUGAGUGUUGGAGUUGAGUGUUGGAGUGUGUUGUCAGAGUGAGUGUUGGAGUGGAG
Geodia barretti is the source of this 274-nucleotide messenger RNA. Lineage: Eukaryota; Metazoa; Porifera; Demospongiae; Tetractinellida; Geodiidae. The record is from the annotation of a GenBank genome assembly.